Anopheles stephensi (Asian malaria mosquito) is the source of this 1527-nucleotide messenger RNA. RefSeq names its product crossover junction endonuclease EME1 (gene mms4). Gene Ontology annotation, biological process: resolution of meiotic recombination intermediates; replication fork processing; mitotic intra-S DNA damage checkpoint signaling. Bases 580 to 1518 code for a protein of 312 amino acids. Gene Ontology annotation, cellular component: nucleus; Holliday junction resolvase complex. The transcript has 2 exons. Gene Ontology annotation, molecular function: DNA binding; nuclease activity. NCBI's taxonomy places the organism in Eukaryota, Metazoa, Arthropoda, Insecta, Diptera, Culicidae. The record is from RefSeq and is a predicted model, not a curated record.
ACGUUUGGUGUGUUCCGUCUCCGCGUUUGCUUGCUAUUGCACAACACCGUCACCACCGAUCCGUCCGGCUGCUCAAUGAAAACACUUGGCCACACACGCACGCACCGAUUCCCCGAACCACCAUCGAGACGCCAUUUUAGCAUUAGAAAAUGCAUUGAUUUGGCCUUCUCGCUUCCGCCAGCGUGAUGCGCCGCGACACCCUCCCCACACACGGGAACAGUUCCGGUCGCUUCCCGCUCCGUUCGCUCACACUUGCGCACGAAAAAGGAUUCGCAGUCGGCGGAUUGUUUUGCUCCGAUAGUGUGGAAGUGUGUGACGGUGUGUGUGUGUCUGGUAGUGCGCUCCGUUUGCGCGAAGGUACGCACACAGUGAAACACGCGAUAUGUGUGUUUUGUUUUGAUUACCUUCAUUCUAUACGGCCUUGCCAUGCGUGUGGCGUCCGGUGGCGCGUACGCUGAUAAAAGUGUAAUCCAGUAGGAUCGGAGGAAUUGGGGUGUUAAUCAAGUUUAUAUGCUGUUCAUUGCCUAAACAUUCCCUUUCGCUGCCAAGCGUCGUGGUGCCGAACAAAUAUCGACCACCAUGUUUGCCGUAAACAAUCCCGAUCGGCUUAAGCUGCUGAGCCACAACGAGGAACAACGCAACCUAAAGCCGGGACACUGUAACAAAUUCCUGCACGUUGUAAUCGAUCCGGGCUUUCUGCGGGAACCCCAUGGCGCUCAGGUACUGUCGAAACUCACCGAACUAGGAUGCAAGUAUGAGCUGACGCCACAGCCUGUACCCUGCACGCUAACGUUCUACCGAACCAUGGUCGCUAAGCUGACUUCCGAUGGCGCCAUGUCCGGUACGAAGAGUGACGAACCGUUUGCCGUGUGUCUGCUCGACGGUGGCGCUUUCGUUGCAUCUGUGCGAAAUCAGCAACUGUUGGCCACGGUGCGAAGUGUUAAGGAGCAGCUUCCGAACCGCCGACUCAGCCUGAUCGUUUUUGGACUGGUCAGCUAUUGUCGGGUGCAUCGCGGUUGCGUUGGCCGCCGGGAGACGGAACAGGCGCUAACGGAGGUGCAACUGUGCGAGGACACAUCCCACCAGCUGCUGGAAACGGCCGAACAGGUGGCAAGCUUCGUUGCCCAGUUGGCACGCAGUAUCGCGGAGCGGCCCUACAAACAGCAGCAGCUGGAAAAGUAUAGCUGCGAGCAGGUGUACCUUGGCAACGAGAAGAAAGGCUGCGUGCGCGUGGAAGGUACGGCCGGGCUCCAGCAACUGUACCAAGCGCAGCUCAUUAAAAUACCCUCAGUUACGCUGGAAAUAGCGGAAGCCAUCAUGAGCGUUUACCCAACGAUGAACUCGCUGUUGCAAGCAUACCGCGCUGCGGGCGUGGAAGCAGCCGCCAACCUGCUGUCCAACAUUUCCAUCCGCAGAGCCGGUGGACCGAUUACGGCCUCCAACCGACGGAUUGGUCCGGAAUUGAGCCGCAAAAUUCACUCCAUGUACGCUUCUAUCAGUCCCAAACAAGAGCUAUGAUAAAAGGCG